AUGGCUUCUGUACGACAAUUUCCCACCAUCAAGGCCGUCCGGUCCUUUGUCAUCCACGGCGUCGGCACAGGUGGUGACUACCACAACGUCAAGGGCGGCCACUGGCUGAUCGACACGCCCAUCUCAACGCCGGCAUCACGAUGGGAAAAGUACCGGGCCUCGCGGACGAGCUGGGGCAUCAACGUGCUGGGCUCGUUUCUGGUAGAGAUUGAGACGAGCGACGGGACAGUGGGCUUUGCGACGGGCUUUGGCGGACCACCGGCGUGCUGGCUGGUGCACCAGCACUUUGAACGGUUCCUGAUCGGAGCAGACCCGCGCAACACCAAUCUGCUGUUCGAGCAGAUGUACCGGGCGUCGAUGUUUUACGGACGCAAGGGCCUGCCGGUGGCGGUGAUUUCGGUGCUCGACCUGGCACUAUGGGACCUGUUGGGCAAGCUGCGCAACGAGCCUGUGUACCGGCUGAUUGGCGGGGCGACCAAGGAGCGCAUCGACUUUUAUUGCACGGGCCCGGACCCGGUGGCAGCACGGUCGAUGGGCUUCUGGGGUGCCAAGGUGCCGCUGCCGUAUUGCCCGGAUGAAGGUGCGGCUGGGCUGCGCAAGAACGUGGAGUUUCUGCGCAAGCAUCGGGAGGCGGUCGGGCCCGACUUUCCCAUCAUGGUGGACUGCUACAUGUCGCUCAACGUGCCGUACACGAUCGAGAUUGUCGAGGCGACCAAGGACCUCAAUCUCAACUGGUGGGAGGAGUGUCUCUCGCCCGACGACACGGACGGCUUCGCCCAGAUCAAGCGGGCACACCCUGGGAUGAAGUUCACGACGGGCGAGCACGAGUACUCGCGCUACGGCUUCCGCAAGCUGGUCGAGGGCCGCAACCUCGACAUCAUCCAGCCUGACGUCAUGUGGCUCGGCGGCCUGACGGAGCUGCUGCGCGUCAGCGCCCUGGCGGCAGCCUACGACAUUCCGGUUGUGCCGCAUGCCAGCGGACCCUACAGCUACCAUUUUGUCAUCUCGCAGCCGAACACGCCUUUCCAGGAGUAUCUGGCCAACUCGCCCGACGGCAAGAGUGUGCUGCCUGUCUUUGGCGAUCUCUUUGUCAACGAGCCGAUUCCCACCGAGGGCUUUCUCACGACGGCCGAUCUGGACCAGCCUGGCUUCGGCCUGGUGCUUAACCCAGCUGCCAGACACAAGUUGAUCCCAUCGGCGUAUCUGCUGACGCCACCAGUGCCGCGGCCUUUAAGCACGGAGGAGGAGUGA
This is a messenger RNA of Grosmannia clavigera kw1407, 1251 nucleotides long. RefSeq names its product mandelate racemase muconate lactonizing enzyme family protein. The record is from RefSeq and is a predicted model, not a curated record. Gene Ontology annotation, molecular function: magnesium ion binding; L-rhamnonate dehydratase activity. Bases 1 to 1251 code for a protein of 416 amino acids. Gene Ontology annotation, biological process: carbohydrate catabolic process. Lineage: Eukaryota; Fungi; Ascomycota; Sordariomycetes; Ophiostomatales; Ophiostomataceae. The transcript is spliced from 3 exons.